Messenger RNA from Trifolium pratense (red clover), 1441 nucleotides. RefSeq names its product hsp70 nucleotide exchange factor FES1-like. The transcript is spliced from 6 exons. Lineage: Eukaryota; Viridiplantae; Streptophyta; Magnoliopsida; Fabales; Fabaceae. Gene Ontology annotation, molecular function: protein binding. The record is from RefSeq and is a predicted model, not a curated record. Bases 174 to 1277 code for a protein of 367 amino acids.
CAUAACUUCACUCUAGAAUAUCUGAGAAGCUUCUGGAAUCAUUCACAACUUCAAUAUUUAAACUUCUGAAUCCCAUUAAUUAUCUCAUACUUUCCAAUUUCUUAAAGUAGUUUCGUUACAGAAUCACAAAACCCUAGGGAAAAAAAUUUGUUUUUCUCUUAAUCAUCAUUGAUAUGGCUAAAGAAGGACCCAAUUGGGAUGGAUUGCUCAAAUGGAGUAUUGCUAACUCCGAUGGAACUCGUCAACCUCGCAAUUUAAGUGAGGAGGAUCGGAAAUGGUUUAUGGAAGCAAUGCAAGCACAGACUGUUGAUAUUGUAAAACGUAUGAAAGAGAUUACACUUGUAAUGAAGACUCCUGAUCAAGAACUGGAAAACCAAGGGGUUACCCCUGCAGAUAUCGAAGAUAUGUUGGAUGAGUUGCAAGAGCACGUUGAAUCAAUUGACUUUGCUAAUGAUCUCCACACAAUUGGUGGGUUGGUUCCUCUUCUUGCCUACCUCAAGAACUCUCAUGCUAACAUUCGAGCUAAGGCAGCUGAUGUUGUGACCACAAUAGUCCAAAAUAAUCCUCGAAGUCAGCAACUUGUUAUGGAAGCAAAUGGCUUUGAACCACUUGUUUCUAAUUUCAGUUCUGAUCCUGAUGUGAAUGUUCGAGCCAAAGCGCUGGGUGCAAUAUCAUCACUAAUUCGUCACAACAAACCUGGCGUCGCUGCAUUUCGCCUAGCAAAUGGUUAUGCAGCCUUAAAAGAUGCGUUGACCUCUGACAAUGUUAGAUUUCAAAGGAAGGCUCUCAACUUGAUCCAUUACUUAUUGCUUGAGAAUAGUUCAGACUGCAACAUUGUGAAGGAGCUAGGGCUCCAUCGUUUAUUGAUGCACCAUGCUUCUAGUGAAGACGCAGAUGUCCGUGAAGCUGCACUCCGUGGCCUCUUUGAGCUUGCUCGCGAUACAAAAGAUAGCUCUGAUGCCUCUUCAGAAGAUAAUGAGAAAAUGAAGCAACUUCUUGAAGAACGAAUAAACGCCAUAAGUUCAAUGUCAGCUGAGGAUCUUGGAGCGAUUAGGGAGGAAAGGCUGCUUGUAGACUCCCUUUGGAGCACAUGCUUUGAUGAGCCGUCUUCACUUCGAGAGAAAGGUCUUCUUGUGCUUCCUGGAGAAGAUGCACCUCCUUCUGAUGUUGCUAGCAAACACUUUGAACCUCCUCUUAGAGGCCAUGUUGGGAAUCCUAAUUCCAACAAAGAUUCAAACAAUGAAAAGAAAGAGGCACCUUUACUUUUAGGGCCUUAAGUUGCAGAGACUAACAAUGAUGUUAAAUUCAAGUAGAGAAGGAAAAUGCUACAGAUUUUACCAGAUGAAGCAUAAGUGUUUUGUAUUAUGUUACUCUACUCUUGUGUUUUUACUAGAUUGAUUCUGUUUUAUAAGGAAAUGCAAUUAUCAUUUAUUUCUUUCAA